CAUAUAUAUAUAUAUAUUCGUAUAUAUUGUCCGUGUUUAUUUUUUUAACUAGUAAAUCACAAAAAAAAGCCACAGAAUUGUAAAGGCUGUAGUUUUAAUAUUUUUACUAUAUAAUUAAUGCUGUAGAAUUUUUGUUGUUGAUGUAGAUUUUUUUGCUACAGAUUUUUUAUUGUAAUUUUUUUGCUGUAGUUUUUUUCCUUUUAAAGCAUGAUUGGUAUAAAAUAGCUGUAAAUGUUAUAUACAUAUUCUAACUCUGAUUAAAUGAAAAUCAAAAUCAAAUUGAUAAAUAUUAAUCCAUGUCAAACUAUUUUUUAAAGAUUUUCACACAUUAAUAAAACAUAUUAAAUUUUGAUUAUAAAUACAUCAUUUUAUGAUUAAUUAUUUUCCAGAACUUUUCGCCAAUAAAAAUUUAAUAAACACAAUUAUUGUUUUCAAAGUUUACAACUUAUCAUUAUUAUCUAAUAAAAAUAUAUUAAAAUUUUAGAAAUGUGUUUUUGAAACAGUUUCUUUUCUAAAACAUGGAUCAUUUUAAAAUAGAGGGAAUAGUAAUCAGUCACAUUUUAUGAACUGAUUAAUUAUUAUAGAAACAUUGUAUGUUUCUUUUUUGUAAAUGAAUAUAAUUGUUAAGUAUCAUAUAUAAUCAACAUAUGUGAGAUGUUAUUUAUACGUAUGAAAUUUAUAGUAUAUAUAUUACGUGUAUUUUAGAAAGAAAAUAAAACGUUUGGUAGGAAAGAGAAAAUUAUUGUUCAAAGCACUUGACGAAGUGCUCUGGAGAACUUGAUCUCUAAAGCCAUAAACUGAAAUAAAAGCUAGUUAUGGCUGUGAGUUUUCAAAUGUAAAUUAAUGUAUGAUUGCUUUGAAUUUUUGGCUGUGGAGAAAAUUUGGAACGUGGACAACACUCAGCUCUCACCAAUCAUCUUCUAGAUAUGCUCGAUUGAAACAUCAUUUGCUUUCAUUUUUGGUUAAAAAUAAACACUAAUAGAAAAUAUAAUAUAUUUUUUGAAUUUUGACUAGUAUUGCAUAAAAAUAGUAGUACUUGAUUUUAUCUAAAAUUCGUGUUUCUGAAAAAAAGUGAUUUAUCCAAUUUGGUAACGGAAUAUUGAUUCUGUAAAUCUUGACCAGCAUCGCUACCAAGACCAGACUUGCCCCAUACACACUAUAAAUGUAUGGAAUACAUAUGGCUAAAUGCCUAAAUACUAUCGCAAACUUUGAAACUCUAAACCAACACGUGAAGAUGAAGAACGUUUCUCUCAAGCUUCCACUCUUGAUUUUCAUUUUGGUCAUCACAUCUAAUUUUGGAGCGGAAGCAAGAGAGUUAACUGAAGUUGAACUUAUGGCCGGAAGUUCAAGUGACGCUACCAUAGCCAAUACUCUGGAUCCAGCACAUCCACCUUGCCAGAGGGACAUCGAUUGUACCUUCAAAUGUCCCAAGGGAGGAUUCUGCAACGAUCCCCUUGGAUUAUGUGAUUGUUCGUGAUCAUUAUUCUAAAUCUAUUUUUCACUUUUAAAAGGAAAACGUAUUGCCAUAAAUUCUCUAGGCUUUUAUUUUAACACUCACUAGGGUAAGAUCUGCGCCUUGCGAGGCACAUGGUAAAUUUAUAUGAAAAUUAUUUAAGAAAUAUCGUAUGAAAAAAAUUUAUAUUAUUGAUCAAAUUAAUAUAUUUGGCUCUUAGACAAAUUUUUAAAACUUUUUUGUUAAUUACAUAAUUUGUUUACUAAUGAACUGAUCA
Brassica napus (rape) is the source of this 1730-nucleotide messenger RNA. RefSeq names its product putative defensin-like protein 257. The transcript has 2 exons. Bases 1163 to 1477 code for a protein of 104 amino acids. The record is from RefSeq and is a predicted model, not a curated record. Lineage: Eukaryota; Viridiplantae; Streptophyta; Magnoliopsida; Brassicales; Brassicaceae.